GUUCGCGCUCGUUAAAAUAAAAAGCAAUUGUGCGUGCGUGUGCGUGAGUGAGUGAGUGAUAGAGAACGAGAAAUGGCGAGUGUUUUUAUUAGCGAAAUACAUUUUUAAGUAAAAAGUCUAUUCAAAUCAUGAUGCAGGCUUCAAAUCUUUGCACAAUGUUAAUAUGCUUUUUUGGUUAAAAUUAUGAAAAAUUCUCUUUUUAAUUUGGUAUGAAUUGUAAUUGUAAAAGUAAUUGUAAAUAUUCUUCGCAUCAAUUUUACUUUAAAUUAAAAAAGGAGUAAUUCAUUGAAUAGAAAUAAAUAUUCGUCAAGAUUGCCAGAGAAAACACGCGAAACAAUUUUAACUCGAUGCUAAUUUCAAUGUGACAGUUAAAAUUGCAGCGAAAUUGUACAAAAUAAAUGUAAGAAACUACAACAAGAGCAAGAAGAACAACGCUUGCAGUAUAAUUCAAAUCGAAUCCAAUUUAAAUUUGAAUCCACGAAUGCCGUCGAGUACAUCUCAAGGCAGCAACAACAUCAACAAUAACGGCAAGAAGCCAACGCCAACUACAACCGUUACGACAAGGUUGCGUCACAUAAAUGCAACGAAUUGCUACAACGCAGCACAGCAGCAACAAUUGGAGCCACUGCAGCGUCGCCAGCAGCAGAAGCAGCAACAGCAGCUAGAGAGACGACCCAGAGAUACGGAACCGAGAUUAUUGUAGAGAACUGAGCACCGAAAAUACUGCAUGCACCGGGCCAACGAACACAAAUGAAAACGUCGCAUCUGCACGCGUCCGAUUUCGUCGUCGACUACGCCGGUCGCUCCUUCAUUUCCGCGAGCGAGCAACGCGAACUCGAGCGCGAUCGCGCCCAUUUCCAACACCAGCAGCAGCACGAAAAGAUCGAGCAGCAGCAGCAGCAGCAGCAGCAACAACAACAACGAUUUGCAAAUAUCGAUUUCGUGGACUCAACUCACGGCGUCUAUGCAACAGUCCAUGAUAUAAAGCCCACAGAUCGAGAGCUGCAACAGGCGAUCAUAAAUAGCCAAAUCGACCACAAGUCGGGUGCCUCGAUUCUACACGUAGAACCGGCAGAUACGCAGCCGCGUCAGCGCAACGUUGUCCGCUACGGCUACUCCUCCAACAAGCAGCAGACCCAGCAACACCAGCAGCAGUCACAGGAUCUGUCCUCAGUCAAGCCGGCAGUGAGCAGCAAGCGAAAGCGCGAUACAGAGUGCAAUUGCGGUUGCGUGGACUCGUAUAACGGGGGAGCAGCGCCAACUGUUGGAGCUAGUGAUAGCAUCGGUAGCGUUGACGAGGGCCAGGAACUAGCCCACGUUGGAAGUACCGUCAAAACGGCGCACACGAAGGUACCAACAUCUGGGGGGCAUGCCAAUACGCAGCCCCCCAGCAAACGUUCGAGCAGCGGUGCCGAUGGUGACUAUCAGUUGGUUCAGCACGAGGUGCUCUACUCGCUAUCUGCGGAGUAUGAGGUCUUGGAGUUUCUGGGGCGUGGAACGUUCGGUCAAGUAGUCAAAUGCUGGAAGCGUGGAACAUCCGAAAUUGUGGCGAUCAAAAUACUAAAGAAUCAUCCGUCGUAUGCACGUCAGGGCCAAAUUGAGGUAUCGAUUCUAUCGCGACUCAGUCAGGAGAAUGCGGACGAGUUCAACUUUGUACGGGCCUUCGAGUGCUUUCAGCACAAAAAUCACACAUGUCUGGUUUUUGAGAUGCUUGAGCAGAAUCUUUACGAUUUUCUCAAACAGAACAAGUUUUCCCCGCUGCCCUUGAAGUAUAUACGUCCUAUAUUGGAGCAGGUGUUGACGGCCUUGUUGAAGUUGAAGCAACUCGGCUUGAUUCAUGCCGAUCUGAAGCCCGAGAACAUUAUGCUGGUAGAUCCAGUGCGACAGCCGUACCGCGUCAAGGUCAUUGACUUUGGCAGUGCUUCGCACGUGAGCAAAACCGUAUGCAACACCUACCUGCAAUCGCGCUACUAUCGCGCGCCUGAGAUCAUACUGGGUCUGCCAUUUUGUGAAGCUAUUGACAUGUGGUCACUUGGCUGUGUAGUGGCCGAACUCUUUCUGGGCUGGCCUCUAUAUCCUGGCUCCUCGGAGUUCGAUCAGAUUCGUUACAUUUCGCAGACGCAAGGUCUGCCUACGGAGCACAUGCUGAACAGUGCUUCGAAAACGUCCAAGUUCUUUUAUCGAGACGUCGAUUCGACGUACCCCUUCUGGCGUUUGAAGACCACAGAGGAGCACGAGGCGGAGACAAACACGAAGAGCAAAGAGGCACGCAAAUACAUUUUUAAUUGCCUGGACGAUAUCGGUCAGGUUAAUGUACCCACGGACCUGGAGGGCGGUCAACUUCUGGCCGAGAAGACCGACCGGCGCGAGUUCAUCGAUCUGCUAAAGCGCAUGCUGACUAUUGACCAGGAGCGUCGUCUGACGCCGGCCGAGGCAUUGAACCACUCCUUCACACGCCUAACGCACCUCGUCGACUACGUCUACUGCAACAAUGUGAAGGCCUCCGUGCAGAUGAUGGAAGUCUGUCGACGUGGUGACUUCCACACAGUUCAACCCGCUUCGACACUAGUAACCAACUUUGUGCCGAGUACUACCGAGAACAUGACGUUCACUAUUAACAAUCAGCUGACCAGUCAAGUGCAGCGCUUGGUGCGUGAUGGGCGUCCAUUGGCCUACGAGGGUCUCUACCAGAUCUAUAACGGUCGCAAUGUUGCGCGCCAAUAUCCCCAAGCGCGUACAGACACCUUCCAACAUCAGUUGGUCUCCAACAUUCUCUGUCCGCCCUCCUAUCAGACGAUGCCAAGCCCUACAAAGCAUGUAGUUGUAGGUAGCGCCACAAUGCAGCCUCCCCUGCAGGUGCCACCGCAGCAAUACGUCAAUGUUCCGGUACCCGUGUCUAUGGUGGAGCCGAGCUCAGGGCAACGCAUGCUGCUUACGAAUCGAGUUCAGGCCAGCGGCGUUGCCUGGCCUCAGAACGGCCGCCAAAUGGCACUUGUUCCAUCGUGGCCGCAGCAAGCGCCUGGGCACUCGUUAAUUGUGGACUCAACGCCGUUGUUUAAUGUAGAGGAGAUUUAUCAGAAGCAUCCUUUGAACUUGCCUCGUACCGCCGAUCUCAAGAAGGAGUCGCCGGCCCACCACUUGGCCAGCAAGGGCAACUCAUAUCGCGUGCCGCGUCAUGAGAAGAAGGAGAAUCAACAGCUAUCGCCGGUUAAGAAACGUGUCAAGGAAAGCUCACCACCACACCAGCAGCGUUAUCAGCGUGCCGCACAUGUAUCACCACAAUACCACUCUCACCAUAACUGCAAUUAUGGUGGCGGUGGUUACAGCAGCGGCGGCGCAGUAGUUGCUUCAGCUUCUACAUCCACAAAUAACAUUAUCAAUGCCAGCUCAGCCGGCGCGCAUCACCACCACCACAGUAGCAGCGGUGGCGGAGCUCCAGUUGCUCAUUCCCAGCAUAAUACAGGCUACAAUAGCAGCGGACAUAUCAUUGUCAACAAUUGCAGCGGCCCCGGUGGCUACCAUCAAUCUUCGUCGUCUUCGUCGUCGGGUCACCACCAUGCGACACAACCGCCGCCUCAUACUCAUCAGCAUCAUAGCACUAUUGUGAAGCAGCAGACGAUUACCAUUCAUGAUACACCCUCGCCGACAGCUGUUAUUACAAUCUCAGACAGCGAGGACGAAGGAAACGAAGCGACGCCUAUUCUUGCAUCGGCGCCCACCAAGCAGCGGGCUCAUGCACAGUCCCAGACUAGUAGUAGUCUACUGCAGCAUUCGGCCUCAUCAUCGUCAUUGCACUGCCGCAGCAGCGCUCAGUCGCAGACGUCGCAUCACCAACCACAGCAACAACAACAACAACAACAGCCUCCCCCGCCGCAUGGUCACCAACCACCGCACCAACACCAGCAACAGCAUCAGCAGCAGCAACAGCAGCAACAACAACAGCAGCAGCAGCAGCAUCAGCACCAGCAGACUCAGGCUGUUAAUUAUGGUGACCACGAUCCGGAGGAUGCGCGCCGUCGUCAUCACGUCACCGUCGCAGCCGUCGGUGGCAGUCCCAAGCACCACCAUCAUCACACCAUCGCCGCGCCGCCACCGUCAUCUGUAGCCACACAAGCGCCGCAGCAGCCACACUAUCAGCCGCAGCCCAACAUCAAAUACGAGCCCGGUCAGUCGCAAAAGAAACGCAUUUUGGCCAUGGCUCAGAGUGAGUGCGGCUAUUUGCCCAGCGGCGGCAGCAGCGGACCGCCCACUUCAACAGUCAGCUUGCCCCACAUUCCAACCAAGCAAGAGCCUACGGAGUUCUACGAGUAUUCGCCGCAAGCUGCAACUCAACAAGCACACGUCCAUGCCCAUCUGGAUAGUAAGCGUUCGUCGUGGGCCGCCGGCACCGUAGCAUCGCAGCCCCCUCUGGCACACCAUAAACGCGAGGCACCCUCCACAGCGCCCACCUACGUGACACAGCAGCAGGCGCCACCAGUGGCGCCGCCAUUGGCGCACUCGAAGAGCUCGUCCGCUUCAUCAUCGUCGUCAAUCAGUGCAGCUGCUGCAGCCGCAGCCGCUGCUGCCGCCGCUGCAGCCGCUGUAGGACCUCCAUCGUGGGGAGCACCCCAAGUCUAUCGUCAACCAUCACAGCCGCCGGCUGGUGCUCCUUCGCAGCAGGCACCGCCGCCACAUCACCACCAUCAUGCUCAUCACCAGGCUGGCACACCACUCGGUGGAUCGCCGUCGUCCACAGCCGCAGCCGCGAUGCUGCAGCCGGACAUCUAUGCGCAGGGCGAUAUGUACCGCCGACCUACGGUGUUUGUGUCACAGGCCACGCCCACCUAUGCCUAUGCCAAUCGCGCUGUCGUCGCUCCGCCCCCGGCCCACAACAGCUCCAGUCGUCAGGUCAUACCGUCGCAUCCGCUGCCGGCACACAUCCAAAUACCCACACAAUAUAGUCAGUUUGGACCGCUGAGUCCCGCACAGGUAGCUGCCAGCAAGCAUGCGGCGCAUUUUGCGCCGACAAAUAUAUGGUAUGGAGCUGAGUAGCUCGAAGAUUGAGAUUGAGAUUGCUGAAAGAGCUGUUGAAGAAGCAAACACCACACAACCCCCCCCCACAAAACCACAGCAUUUGAUUGAAUGAUAGACACUCGAAUCGUUUGUGGCUCAAGAGCAGCCAGGCAACAUCAUCACCAACAAUAACAACACAAGGAGCAAUAGCAACACAGACAGUGCUGACGAUACGCAACAUAAUAUGCAGCAGCAGCUACACCUCUCGCAAUGCU
This is a messenger RNA of Scaptodrosophila lebanonensis, 5267 nucleotides long. RefSeq names its product homeodomain-interacting protein kinase 2 (gene Hipk). The coding region runs from base 751 to 5031 and encodes 1426 amino acids. NCBI's taxonomy places the organism in Eukaryota, Metazoa, Arthropoda, Insecta, Diptera, Drosophilidae. Gene Ontology annotation, cellular component: cytoplasm; nucleus. The record is from RefSeq and is a predicted model, not a curated record. Gene Ontology annotation, molecular function: ATP binding; protein serine/threonine kinase activity; protein tyrosine kinase activity. The transcript is spliced from 11 exons. Gene Ontology annotation, biological process: peptidyl-threonine phosphorylation; peptidyl-serine phosphorylation.